AUGAGGAAGAAGAUCGACUCGAGGGUGCGGACCCUCAUCGAGAACUGCGUGAAGACGCGGGAGCGGUCGUUUUUCGUCGUCGUUGGGGACAAGGGGAGAGACCAGGUGGUGAACCUGCACUACAUUCUCACGAGGGCCCAAGUGAAGGCGCGGCCGAGCGUACUAUGGUGCUACAAGAAGGAGCUGUACCUCAGCAGUCACAAGAAGAAGCGCAUGAACCAGAUCAAGAAGAUGGCCCAGCGGGGCCUCCUGGACCCCGAGAAGGAGGAUCCGUUCGCGCUGUUCGUCGCGGCGACCAACAUUCGCUACGCCUAUUACAACGAGACCCAGAAAAUCCUCGGAAACACCUUCGGAAUGUGCGUCCUGCAGGACUUCGAGGCCCUCACCCCCAACCUCCUCGCGCGCACGAUCGAGACCGUCGAAGGCGGGGGCGCCGUUGUCCUCCUCCUGUCGAACCUCGAAUCGCUCACGCAGCUCUAUUCCCUGACAAUGGACGUGCACGCGCGGCUGCGCACCGAGGCGCACGGCGACGUCGUCGGCCGCUUCAACGAGCGCCUCGUCCUCUCGCUCGCCAGCAAUCCCAACUGCCUCCUCGUCGACGACGAGCUCAACGUCCUCCCGACGUCGACGCUGGCGCGGCACAUCGCGGCGCUGCCGCCGGACCACGUCCCGGCGUGGCAGCAGCACUCGGCGGAGCUGCGGGAGCUCACGGACUCGCUCGCGGACGCGAAGCCCGCGGGCCCGCUCGUCGCGGGCGCCAGGACGAUGGAUCAGGCGCGCGCGGUGGUGACGUUCCUGGACGCGGCCGCGGAGAAGACGCUGCGGUCGACGGUGGCGCUGACGGCGGCGCGGGGGCGCGGGAAGUCCGCGGCGCUCGGGCUCGCGAUCGCCGGCGCGCUCGCGCUCGGCUACAGCAACAUCUUCGUGACGGCGCCGUCGCCGGAGAACCUGAAAACGCUGUUUGAGUUCGUCUUCAAGGGCCUCGACUCGCUCGAGUACAAGGAGCACCUCGACUACGACCUCGUGGAGUCGACCAACCCGGAGUGGGGCCGCUGCGUCGUCCGCGUCAACGUGUACAAGAAUCACCGACAGACGGUCCAGUACAUUCAGCCGCAGCACCACGCCAAGCUGGCACAGGCGGAGCUGCUGGUCAUCGACGAGGCGGCCGCGAUCCCGCUCCCGAUCGUCAAGGCGCUCCUGGGGCCGUACCUGGUGUUCCUGUGUUCGACUGUCAACGGGUACGAGGGCACAGGACGGUCCCUGUCUUUGAAGCUCAUUCAGCAGUUGAGGGAACAGGGCGCCAAGGUGCCGGCGGUCGGAGCCGACGGCGGGUCGUCAGGCCAGGGCGGCCGCACGCUGCGCGAGGUCUCGCUCACCGAGCCGAUCCGGUACGCGCCGGGCGACCAGGUCGAGAAGUGGCUCCACGAGCUCCUGUGCCUCAACGCCGCGGAGCACGUGCCACCCGCACCCCUCAAGCUGCCGCACCCGAACGAGUGCGAGCUCUUCUACGUCGAACGCGACACCCUCUUCUCCUACCACCGCGCGUCCGAGGCGCUCCUGCAGCGCAUGAUGGCGCUGUACGUGUCCUCGCACUACCGGAACACCCCCAACGACCUCGUCCUCAUGUCUGACGCGCCCGCGCACCGCCUGUUCGUGCUCCUGGGGCCCGUGGACCAGACCGACAACGCGCUCCCGGACGUCCUCUGCGUGAUUCAAGUCGCGCUCGAGGGCGCCAUCUCGCGGGACGCCGCCCGGGCCUCGCUCGCGCGCGGAACACUCCCCCAGGGGGAUCUGAUUCCGUGGACCAUUGGCCAGCAGUUCCAGGACCCGGAGUUCCCGGGACUGUCCGGGGCGCGGAUCGUGCGCAUCGCGGUGCACCCGGAGCUCAGCGGCGCGGGGUACGGCUCCCGCGCGAUGCAGCUCCUCGAGAAGUACUACCAGGGCGAGCUGGUCGGGCUCGGCGAGGACGACGCCCCCGGGGGGGUGUCCGCGAACGGCGCCGCCGCCGCGGAGCGCGGCAAGGCGGCGGGCGGCGGCGACCUGCACACCGAGAAGCUGAAGCCGCGGUCGGGCCUCCCGCCGCUGCUCACCGCGCUCCAGGACCGCGCCCCGGAGUCCCUCCAGUACCUGGGGGUGUCUUUCGGCCUGACGCAGCAGCUGUACAGCUUCUGGUCGCGCCGGGGGUUCCAGCCGGUGUACCUGCGGCAGACCGCGUCCGAGACGACGGGCGAGCACACCGUCGUGCUGAUCAAGCCGCUGAGGUCCGAGGAGGUGCUGGGCACGGAAUGGAUCGUGCCGUUCGCGUCGGAUUUCCGCGUGAGACUGACGUCGCUCCUCGCGGGCCCGUUCAGGCACCUGGCGCCCGCGCUCGCGCUGACGAUGCUCAGCCCGAAGACGACGUUCUCGGAGAGCGAGGUGGACGCGGUGAGGAAGGGCGCGGACGACAGCGCGCUGGUGGUGCGCGCGGACGCGGGGCCGCUGACGCCGCACGACCUGCGGCGGCUCGAGGCGUACACGAACAAUCUGGUGGACUACCACAUGGUGCUGGACCUCGUCCCGCCGCUCGCGCGGUCGUAUUUCGCGGGCAAGGUGCCCGCGACGCUGUCGUACGCGCAGGCCGCGAUUCUGCUGUCGAUGGGGCUGCAGAUGGGGACGGUGGACGACGCGCAGGCUGCGCUCGGGCUGCCUGACGGGCAGGUGCUCGCGCUGUUCAACAAGGCGCUUCGGAGGAUGUUCUCCCUUCUCAAGUCCACGAAAGAAGCCGCCGUGGAGAGGACGUUGCCGAAGCCGAAGAGGGCGGCGGAGGGCCGCGACGCGAUCGAGGAGGACCUGGACGACGAGCUGAACGACCACGCCGCGGCGCUGGCGAAGGAGGCGGCGGAGAAGCUCAAGGCGGAGGAUCUGAUGCAGUUUGCGAUUCGCGGGACGGACGCGGAGCUGGACGCGGCGGUCGGGGGCGCGCGGGGCGGCCUGAAGAGCGGGAAGCUCGUGUCGGUGGCGGGCGCGGCGCGGAAGGGCGAGGACGGCGACGCUGCGGCGGGGGCGGCGGUUGCCAUGUACAAGAAGAACAAGGACAAGAAGGACAAGGGACGGAGGAAGAGCGGGGAGGGGAGGACGCCGAGCAAGAAGCACAAGCGAUGA
Molecule: messenger RNA, 3141 nt
Organism: Pedinophyceae sp. YPF-701
Lineage: Eukaryota; Viridiplantae; Chlorophyta; Pedinophyceae
Source: the annotation of a GenBank genome assembly